Molecule: messenger RNA, 669 nt
Organism: Scutellospora calospora
Lineage: Eukaryota; Fungi; Glomeromycota; Glomeromycetes; Diversisporales; Gigasporaceae
Source: the annotation of a GenBank genome assembly
AUGUCUGUCUUAGAAAUUGCAAAGGAAUUACUCGAUGAACAGUUAAAAAAAAAUCCUAAUAUCAGAAAAACUCAUAAUAAGCCUACAAUUUACGAAAAUCCUCUCUUGUUUCAAAGACCGCCAUUCCCACCAUUGAUAAACCUUGAUGAAAAUGUUAAAUUAAAACAUGAUGGCACUGUUCCAACAAUGUCAUCUAAUUCCUUUAUGAUUUAUCGCAAGUAUUAUAUCGAUAAUCUCAAAUCACAAAAUGUAAAAAUUCCAAUGAUGACAAUAUUUUCACCUGUCAUUGCUAAUUCUUGGAAAAAUGAACCUUUACAUCAAAUUAUUUAUGAUCUCGAUACUGAAGUGAUCUUUCUAAAAUCCUCACAUAUGACUAAAAAAGAAAACAUUAAAAAAAAUCAAAAUGAUAAACUCGAAUAUGGAAAUGAAUUUUUUUUCAAUGAAAAUAAUGAUAAUGAAUAUUUACCUAAAGAAUUUGAAAAAAAUAAAGAUAACACAAUUUAUUAUCUAGAUAGAUUUAUUCCUAUUAAACAAGAUAUCGAAAAACAAAAAGAUUCUUAUAUUCAUUAUCCAGAAUAUUUAUUUAAUAAUAAUGAAUAUAAGAAAAGAUUGUAUUGGUACCAUGUUAGUAAUCGUUAUUAUUUUUUAAAAUAUAAUCAUCGUACUUAA